Messenger RNA from Danio aesculapii, 1199 nucleotides. RefSeq names its product ribosomal protein S19 binding protein 1 (gene rps19bp1). NCBI's taxonomy places the organism in Eukaryota, Metazoa, Chordata, Actinopteri, Cypriniformes, Danionidae. The record is from RefSeq and is a predicted model, not a curated record. The coding region runs from base 124 to 573 and encodes 149 amino acids. The transcript has 4 exons. Gene Ontology annotation, molecular function: enzyme binding. Gene Ontology annotation, cellular component: nucleolus.
UUUCCUGGUCGGGUGUUUGUUGUGACGCACACGUGGAACUCUCGCACAUGCCGUGAAAACACUGAACGCCUCACUUUAAUAAACAUUUAUACAUUUAAUUUAAUACUGCGCAUUAGAUUGAUAAUGUCAGCAUCUGUGAUUCGAAGAGGACUUGAGCUAUUCAGCGAGAAAGAUGGAGCGAAGCAUAAGCAAAAGAGGAACCGCUCUAGUAAGGGUGCACUGAUGGAGCAGAAAAGCACACAGAAGCAACGCAUCCAGAAACGGAUCAGACAGCUACAGAGAGCCGGACAAUCAUCGCUGAACAACAACACCGUCAAAGACAAGCGUGUUCGAUCAGCCGUGGAUGAAUACAGGAAGAAGCAGAAGAAGAGUCAGCUGAGCUCAAACCUGAAGUAUUUCCUGAGGACCAGCUCCACAACACAGAAACACCACACAGCAAAGGAGGUCCAGCAGAGCUCCAGCCGGCGCUCCUGUGAUCAGCCGGAUCUGCCCGAACCCAAACCCAAAGAAACAUCCGUCUUCACCGAGCAGGAGUUCCAGACCUUCCAGAAGGAGUAUUUCUCCCGUCUCUGAUCAACAUUGAUCAGUACUGAAGACGUCUGAGAUUAUAAUCAAUAACAGCAGCUUUCCUUUAAAACUGUUAUUAUUGAUUAUUUUCACCUGUACACUGCCAACAAUGCUGUUCUUACUUAGAGAUUCUGUCUUGUUUAUGUACAAAUAUUUAAAAACUCUUAAAUCACGAAGCGUUUUCUAGACAAGCUAAAGAUAUUGUGUUGUUUACAGAGAUAAUGAAGAGUUUAUCAUUAAAACAAGCUAAAUAAUCCUGUCAAAAGCAAAAUGAAUUCUCUUCCCCCAUUGUCAGAUUAUUUAGCUUGUUUUAAUGAAAAACUCUCUUCAUUUUGACUCAUUAUUACUGAAAGCAAGACUAUAUGUUGUGCUGGUUUAGUAAACGCUUCUUGAUUUAAGAGUUCUUAUAUAUUUGGACUAGAAACAAGACACACAUUUGAAUAAGAUAAAAACAGAGCAGUGUAAAUGAAUCUGAGGACUCUUAUAGUGUUGUAUUAAUGAAAGUUAAUGUACAUAAUAUUUUCUCUGCAUCGUCAAACACAAGAUGAUGCACUUUCUCUCAGUUAAAGGCAUACACAUUCUAUCGAGUGCUAUAAUAAAUUUAAAUAUUGCUUAUGAUUUCUUUCCUGCAA